Molecule: messenger RNA, 6138 nt
Organism: Echinostoma caproni
Lineage: Eukaryota; Metazoa; Platyhelminthes; Trematoda; Plagiorchiida; Echinostomatidae
Source: the annotation of a GenBank genome assembly
AUGAAAAACUUCUUCAUACAGUUAGCAAAAGAACAAAUGCGUUUGGACGAGGAGAAACGGACUCAACGGCAACGGGAGUUGAUGGAAGAACGUGCACAUGUUUUGAACUUGCGCGUGAAAGAACAUUUGGAUCAGGAGUUAAAGAAGCCAGUGAAUGAUCUGCAGUUGCUCAACUUACGCGCAUUCUCCGACUGUCUUGUGGUGUUGGAAUUCCUGCAUGCGUUCACUGAGAUCUUAUGCAUCGAUUCGGAAACCAUUCCAACAAUGGGGGUUCUGCAAGCCGGCCUUUUGGAUCGUGAACCAACAUGCCAACGAGCAGUGCUUCAUUUACUCAUUGAGCUGCUCAAAUUUGCUAUCCUCGAUCCCGGUUUGCCAAGUUCCCGUUUGGUCACACAACUGCUGGGUCAGCGCUUUAGCGAGUUGGAAGUGAACGAAUUUACUGUGACUGGGUUACUACGGGUGUUUCUGAUCGGACGGAACGGCUUCGAAGAUGACAUGUCUGACUGGCUUCGACCGCCUACGCNCAGCAAGCCGCUCUCCUUGCUUUUGCUUCGAUUUUUGAUGCUCAGAAAAUUCGGUGUUUGUGGGCCAAACGAAUCCGGCGAAAAUUAUCCCCAAAUGGCUCAGAUUCAGAAGACCCCAUCCGCAGCGGUCGCCAACGCUGAUCAUUUGGGGGCGGAUCCAUCGACCGGCAGUCGUCCGACAGAUGAUCCGACUGCAUCCAAUUUGAUGGAGGAAGCCGGCCACUCGCCCGUUGGAGUUAGUGAGGAUACCGAGACGGAGUCGUUGCGACCGGAGACAGAGACUAACAUCUCAUCCGAGAUGGAAUGUGUAACCACAAAUAGUCACACCCGUAACGGGACAGGGAAUAGCUGCACUGCGACAUCCAAAUCUUCUACCGCUUCCAUUUCCGUCAGCAACGAAUCGGCUCCCGCAUCUCUAGCCACCGGAACAUCUACCGCCGCAAAGAAAUUGACAAGCACGUCCUCGACCACAGCCUCGUUAUCUGGAGCGGCCGCACCAAAUGCAUCAGCUACUGCUACAGCAGCUGUUUCUGCUGCGGCUAUGGCCACCGCCUUCUUAUCUGGAGAUGAAGAUGAGGUGGAAGAUGUAGCCCAGUUGGAGGCCAGGAUUGAAACUCUAAACCAGGUUGUGGAAUAUAAACAACGUGCGAUUGAAGAGUGCUCAUAUCGUCUGUCUGGAUUAUUUCUUGGGCAAGAUCGUUUCUAUCGUCGCUACUACAUUUUCGGUCAUUUGGGUGGAAUAUAUGUUCAAGGGCAUGCAGUUAAACAACAACCAUCCACUGUUCUGUCAUCUGACGAUCAGCCUGCCCCAGUUGAAACGGAAGGACUGAGCUCAGAUUCAACAGACGCGAAGGAUCGUGAUUCAACGGAAAUCAGCCAGGAUAGACAAAAUGUGCCGGGAAGUUCAGACACAACCAAUGAUAUCAGCACUCCUUUGCUGUCUGACUAUCAGCUAGAUGAUGACGAUGAUGCUCGACUUGGUUUCGAUCCGGAUCAGAUCGUUACUCUGAUUCAGGAGCAUCAUAAACUAGCAGAAGCCAGGCGAUAUAAAAUCAACCUACCCUCGAGUAGUGUACAUGGUUCAUCCCUGUCCACGACGUCAACCGCUGGUCAUAAUCAACAUCAUAACCAAACUCAUCAAUCCCAGCUGACUUCAUCUGGAUCCGCGCAACAAACCAGUACACCUAAACCCUCGCUCACUCCAAACACAUUGUCGGCAGAGCUGUUAUCCGAAUCUGUUCACUCACCCAAAGCUAGCAGUCCGUUAACUGCUACUGAUUCCUCAGUCCCGGUUGCAUCGAAAGACUCAUCGGAAAAACAGGUAUGUUCUGUUGGUGAUCUGUUACAAGACACCAGGGGCACUGAAGCUCGCGAAGAUCCCACAUCGCCUAGAGUAGAUUCCGUAGCGCCGGAGCUACGUCCUGAAGAGUCGCAUUCCGAACCCCAGUCCACAUCCUCACAAACACCAGACACCUCAGGUGCACUAGCUCGCUUUGUAAGUGAGAUUGAUGGGCAAGACCUAGGCGAGUUGAAUGCAUCAAGUCCGAAGCCAGAUUCUUCCGAACAGGUUACAAAACUGACGGCAUGUUCAGAGGAUAGAACCGUUCAGGAGGUUAAAAAGAUGCUACCCGAUGAAACUGCGAAUACUUGUGAAAAUGUGACAGAGAAAGAGGCGGAUAAAUCUCAUAGUGCGACAUUGGAAACUUCAGCCGAUCCGACUGAGCUUCCUUGUGCAUCAGUUUGUGAGCCAUCUUCUGAGACUGUCGUUGAAGAACCGUGCCACAAAUCAGACGAAGAAAAACUAGCGAUGACUUCUGAGUGUAAUGUACUGAUGAGUAAUUCGAAAGUAGCUGAGGAUUCUCCCAAGAAUUUGACGGAGAGCGUUGGAACUGAGAAAAAGGAAGACACGUGUACACUUGAGCAAAGCCAGGCAAUCGAUCCUAGUCACACAGGUUUGCCUUGGAAGUGCGAGGAUUUUACCGAUUCUGUGCCACAAAAUGCAAUAAACUUAGAUUUAAAAGUUGUGAAGAAUGGCGAAGAGUCGUGUAGUUCUCAUGAUAUCACUCCAGUGAAUUCUAAACGCGAAACAUGUGCGAACGCGCAGCCGUUGGAUCUGUCCACCAAAUCUGCCCCAGAUGGACCACCUGAAGUUCUUCAGACCUUGAAGUCCGCAUCUCUUCCGGAAACACCAGAGGCCAGUUACGCGUUCAUAACCAGUUUGGGUUUGGAUGAUGUAGCCCUGACCACAGCUGCACUUCUGUUCAUGACACAUACCUCGAUCAUUCCGGCUUCUGUGGCCUGUAGUGAAACUUUGUUUGAACCAUGGAAAUCAAUAAUAGCUCACUACAAAUCGAUAUUGAUUUGGGCUCUAAUGGAAGAGUUACGCGUAGAUGGUUCGUCAGAAAUGUUGGACAAUAUUGUGAACUCAAAUGGUCAGAUCAAUGCGUCCCAGAUCGAUACAAACGGUGACCUCUCCGGAUCUGAAGGUCCGAAAACUUUGCGCGAUGCGGUGUUGCUAUUGAAAAAGUCAUUUGUGGAUGAAUCCAAACCGAAUGCAGCCGCUACGGGCUUGGACUCAUUGGAAGAUUUCUCUCGACCAAUUUCAGAGUCAGAGGUCGAAAACCUAGUCAAUCAGGAGCUAAAAUCCCGCCGAAUCCAAGACAAACAUCCUCAACCGACCAUCGUUCAUGCCACUGCUCGGUCAGACGACGGGGGUCAGUUGAAACCCCAAACAGGUUGGUAUCGUCUUAUCGAUCGUACCAAACUUCACGAACUAAUACACGCUUUGGCUUCACGAGGUAUCCGGGAGCGGAAUUUGGCCAAGGCACUGAAACGUGCAGAUGAUCUGGUUGAACCAUCACUGAAAGUGGCAUCGGAUGCAGUGUUUGAAUUCGACAACCUAACGAACGAUCCCGGUGCUGGAUGGGAAACACGUUUCUUACGUGUACGUUCUCGUCGCGGUAAAGGCCGUGGCGGUUCCGGUGGAAACACUGCCGCGAAUACCAGUUGCACAUGUCAUUGCGGUUCCUCUCACGCUCUGCCCGGGGGUAUACCACGCUCAGGGACACAGACAUGCCUGACCGAGUCCUCGUCAUGCGCUUCCUUUCGUCAUUUUGAGAAUACUGACUACAUGGCAAACAGUGCUUGUCCUUCGCCAAAUUCCGCUAGUGCCGAGUUCUCCUGGUCCGCAGAAGAGAAUAGUGCAGGUCCAGCUCCCGCUGGGGCAGGGCCCAAUGGAUCAGCAAACGUUGCCAGUUCCGGGGGUGUCACUAUUUUGGAGUCGCGUCUACGACGUCGUCCUAAUCACGGUACUGCACGAUCAGACAACAGUCACUCUUCGCUGGUUCAUUCCGUUAAUGAUCGACUUGAAAAGCGACCGGUUAUAACUCCUUCCUCAUUUAAGAACGGCGAUCCGCAAACAAACGGACGCACGUUGGCUGAACUUGCUGGCAGCAGUGAUUCUUCCUUCCUUGCUGAAUGCAGCUUUUUGGAGGAAGUUGAAUCGUUGGAGGAUCGAGUGCUUUCAGCUAGUUUGCAAGUUAAAGGCUGGCAGGCACCGGUAAAAGUUCUAGAUGACGAAACCAUCCAUUUGAUACCACGUACUACCCCAAAGCGUUCGCGAUUUGAACACUGGCCACUCGACUUGGCUCGGAAUCGUCUCCUUGGAUUGGAAAGCCAUUUGGAACGUCGUUAUCUGCUUCCACCAUUGAAUUCCGAAGUCCAUCUGGACGUUGUUCCCGAACCAGACGUUCCAACGAGCUCCCUGCUUUCCGGGGUUGCAACAAUGGCUGGAAGCGGAGCUAGCACAAGUGAUAACAGCCGCUCUGCGGUGUGUGAUACAGUAGAGACAGAAACGGAGAGCGAGAGCGGUAUCGGCGGUCCGGGCAGUGAGGGAACUGGCGCAAAGGACCACAAUGAAACAGUACAUCAUCCGCAAAUUCGUCGUGUGGUCAACAAGCAACCGGUAUCGGCAACCGGGGCCAACGAUUCGAAUCCAUUUGGCGUGGGCGGUAUUUACUCUCCUUUUAGCAGCUACGGAUCUGAUUUACAAGAUCCGGCCACUUACCUCUUUGGAUCUUAUUCCACUGAGAAUCUUCCCCCUGGCCUCGUAGAUUGGCGACAUCGCUUGCAUCGAGCGACAGAUAUUGCCACUAUGCGUUCCUGUAUGGAACAGUUAAAUCAAGCUAUUGCUUGGGACAAAUCUAUUAUGAAAGUGCUCUGUCAGAUAUGCCGACGCGAUAAUAAUGAGGCUCAGUUAUUGCUAUGUGAUGGCUGUGAUCAUGGGUAUCAUACCUAUUGUUUUCGGCCACCAUUGGUCGAUAUUCCUGCCGGUGACUGGUUCUGUUACGAUUGCGUGUCCAAAGCGACCAGUAAACCACACUGCUUUGUUUGUGGUGGUACACAAACAAACGGACCUUCUGGAUGUUGGAACACUGUAAAUACUACCAGUAACACGAUCACCACCACCAACGCUAGCACAACUGUCGGCAAUACUACUAACGGUAAUGGUGAUAUAGCUCGAUUGGUUACCUGUGAGCAGUGUUCCCGUGCGGUACAUGGCUGUUGUGCUCGACCCCCAAUGACUAGACUCCCACGACGUUGGAUUUGUCCUACUUGUGCUGUCUCUACUGGACGAGCGAAACCGAAAAAUGCGCCUGCUUCUACCACCGGGACAGGCGAUAAACAGCAAGGUCCUUCGGGCAAAAAUAACCGACCCACGGAUCAUGACAGUGAAACUAGCUUGGAAAGUCAUUCCACACAGCACAGUAAAGAGUCAAAGAAACCCCGGCUGGACAACUCCAAAGGUAAAUCGAUCUCGGUCAUCUCAGUAACCACGAGCAAAACCGAUCCAAAGUCCAAAUCAGCUCCGAUAGUGAACAGUACGGUGAAUCUGUCCUCAGUCACAGGCUCUUCUACCCAAUCAAAAACAUCCAGCGGAUCGAAGCUGUGCUCAAAAUCUCGACCGUUCGGUGCGGGCUUGCUGUUGAGCAAAAUGAAGAAGAACAAACAGAAGAAACAGAAAAAAAGCAAAAGUCAGUUACAUUCGGAUCCGCAACAAUCUUCACCCGUAUCAUCAGUUAAUCCGGAGCAGCAGCAACGAAAUCCGCUGAAAAAGUUCAAACUAAGCACGAAAUUAUCCGUCAGUUGUGGUACCUCGUCGAAAAAACGCACUGCAGAAUUGGCCGAUUUGGCUUAUGCCUACUCGGGAAGUGACUCGAACGAUGGCAAAGGAUCCCGAUCAACGUUCCCAGAUCCGACCGGACCGGGUGGAACGAACUCGAGCAGUACCAGCGAGUCUGUGGGACCGCAUCGAUCCCAGUCGGAGAGUAUGUUUUCGGACGAUAUCAUGUUUGACUCAAACUCCUCCAGCCGUGACUCCAGUCAAACAAAUGAGGCUGGUUCCCGUAAAGAUACAUCAAAAGAGCCGAGAGAACCCAUGAGCUCGCAGGAGCUUAUCUGGUGUCGAAUGGCCACUGAAGAUCUGAUCAAUCACGAAGCUUCUUGGGCUUUUCGUAAACCGGUGAACGUGAAACAAGUUCCGUUCUAUCGCAAAGUGAUCAAACAUCCCAUGGAUUUGUCCACGAUUCAACGCAAAACACGUGACCCCGGGUAA